Trematomus bernacchii (emerald rockcod) is the source of this 6874-nucleotide messenger RNA. It is a transcript of the gene furina, whose product is annotated as furin (paired basic amino acid cleaving enzyme) a. Gene Ontology annotation, biological process: peptide hormone processing. NCBI's taxonomy places the organism in Eukaryota, Metazoa, Chordata, Actinopteri, Perciformes, Nototheniidae. Bases 286 to 2727 code for a protein of 813 amino acids. Gene Ontology annotation, cellular component: trans-Golgi network; Golgi membrane. Gene Ontology annotation, molecular function: serine-type endopeptidase activity. The transcript has 16 exons. The record is from RefSeq and is a predicted model, not a curated record.
UCCUGGGGCUUGCACGGACCACUCAGCGGUACACCGGAGGGGUAUCAUGACUAUUUAUAACCAGCAAUUCUCUCUUAUCAAUUUUUCAACCGCUUCGCCGAGCGGUCGUCGGUCCUAACACCGCGGGGGGAGACAACAACACGCCGGGGUCGAACAGGAUGUAAAAGGGGGUGAGCUGUGACUGCCCCCUUUCUUUGUCUCUCCGUGCACCUGCGUGUACUGUGGGCAGCCCCGGCCCGUCGGAGAGGCGCUGUGCUCAGAGACUGUGCUGCGCUACGAGCACCCAUGGCGUCUGGCCCCUCAUGUCCCCCUGUUGGCCGCAGGCUCCGGCUGAAGGAGCUGCUACUCGGGCCUCUGCUGGUCUUCCUGGUUUCUGGGCUGGAACCGGUUCUGUGUGAGAAGGUCUACACGAACACAUGGGCUGUCCACAUACCUGGAGGUCAGGAGGGAGCUGAUCUAAUCGCAAAUAAACAUGGGUUCAUCAAUCAAGGACAUGUAUUUGGUGAUUAUUAUCACUUCCGGCAUCGCACGGUGGUGAAGAGAUCCUUGUCUGAUCACAGAGGGACACAAGUCCGUCUCGAAAGAGAUCCCAAGGUGACUUGGGCUGAACAACAAGUGUCGAAAAAGAGGAAAAAGAGGGACGUCUACCAAGAACCAUCAGAUCCCAAGUUCAGAGACCAGUGGUACCUGUACAACCCAAACCACCGUGACCUGAAUGCCAGAUCUGCGUGGGAGUUGGGCUACACAGGUAAAGGAGUGGUGGUGUCCAUCCUGGAUGAUGGAAUAGAGAAGAACCAUCCUGACCUAAUGCAAAAUUACGACCCGGAUGCCAGCUACGAUGUGAAUGAUGGCGACCCAGAUCCCCAGCCCCGAUACACGCAGCUGAAUGACAACAGGCAUGGAACACGAUGUGCAGGAGAGGUGGCAGCGGUAGCCAACAACGGGAUCUGCGGAGUCGGUGUGGCAUACAAUGCCAAGAUUGGAGGUGUGCGUAUGCUGGACGGAGAGGUGACUGACAUGGUGGAGGCCCAGUCCCUCAGUUUGAAUCCCCAACACAUCGACGUCUACAGCGCCAGCUGGGGCCCGGAGGACGACGGCAAAACUGUGGACGGACCUGCCAAACUGGCCAAAGAAGCUUUUCUGCGUGGAGUUACAGAGGGUCGUAAUGGUUUGGGCUCCAUCUUUGUGUGGGCUUCUGGGAACGGAGGGAGGGAACUGGACAGCUGUAACUGCGACGGCUACACCAACAGCAUCUACACGCUGUCCAUCAGCAGCUCCACCCAGAACGGAAACGUCCCCUGGUACAGCGAGGCCUGCUCCUCCACCCUGGCCACCACCUACAGCUCUGGAAACCCUAAGGAGAAACAGAUAGUGACUACAGACCUCAAAUCUAAAUGCACAGACUCCCACACAGGCACCUCCGCCUCGGCCCCGCUGGCUGCUGGGAUCAUCGCUCUUGCCCUUGAGGCCAAUAAAAAUCUGACCUGGAGGGACAUGCAACAUCUGGUUGUACGAACUUCUCACCCUGCCCACCUGCUCACCAACGACUGGAGAACCAAUGGGGUCGGACGCAAAGUUAGCCAUUCAUAUGGAUACGGUCUACUUGAUGCCAGUGCAAUCGUUGCUCUGGCAGAAACGUGGACCAAUGUGAGGCCUCAGCGGAAAUGUGUGAUCACUAUGGUCAGUGAGCCAAGGAACAUUGGCAGCCAUUUGUCGAUUAACAUGAGCGUAGAAGCCUGCAUGGGAACAGGCAGUCACGUGACCUCGUUAGAGCACGUCCAGGCCCGGCUCACGCUGUCCUACAACCGCAGGGGGAACCUGGCCAUCCACCUCAUCAGUCCUUCCGGCACACGCUCCACUCUGCUCCACCCCAGGCCUCAUGACUACUCAUCAGAGGGUUUCAACGACUGGGCUUUCAUGACCACCCACUCCUGGGACGAGAAGCCCAGCGGGGCCUGGACUCUGGAGAUUGAGAACGUGGCAGGGGCCAGUGACUAUGGCACUCUGACCCAGUUCAUCCUGGUGCUGUAUGGCACCGGCUUAGCCUCUUCCAGCCCCUCUGAACAGGCCCCGUCUGGCAAUGACAACUGCAAAACCUUGGACCUGAGGCAGAUAUGCAUCGAGUGCAACGCCGGCUACUACCUCUUUCAGCAGGGCUGUGUGAAGGAAUGUACCGCAGGCUUCUCGCUGGGCUCCCAGCCCGUCAACUACUCUGUGGGAAACUUCAUCCCCCCGGCGUCCGUCCCCGCCUGCCUGCCCUGCCCCCCCCCCUGCCUGACCUGCAGCAGCCUCAGCCCGCAGGCCUGCCUCUCCUGCCCCCCCCACAGCUCCCUGGACUCCUCGGGCACCUGUGUGCACCUCAACCAGUACAUGCGCGAGUCCCCCGACAGCUUCAUGGCGAGCCAGGGCAGUCCGGGGGUGCAGCUCCAGCUCAGCUCGCGCCUGCCCAUCACCGUGGCCGUCCUCAGCUGCAUGGCCAUCAUCGCCACCUUCGCCGGCACCUUCCUGCUGCUGCAGCUGCGCUCCGGCGCUCAGAUCAAGCUGCCCUCUCUGGAGGGGGGCCGCGGCCUCGGGGGGGGCUUCAGCCUCGGCGGAAACAGGGUUGUGUCGUACCGCGGGAUCCCGACAGUGUGGGGGGAUGACGUGAUAAACACGGACUCUGACAACGAAGACUUCGACGGCCACAAUGAGAGGACUGCCUUUAUCAAAACACAAAGUGCUCUUUAAUGCCUCCCCCUCAUCCCUCGCUCUCUCCUGCUUUUAAAGUCUUCUCACUUUCAUUUGUCUGAUCAUUCAUGGCUGUGCUGACUGCCCUCUCACAGCCUUUUCUGGCAUUAUCUCUCAUCCCUUUUCCCCUGUCUCUGUCUUAGCGGGUCUCUUCUUCGUCCUGCUCCAGGAUGUGCCGUAGGAGACCUGAUGGGAAGCCUCUGUCUCUCAGAGCUCUGGGAUGGCUGAGCUUUGCUCUGUUCAUACUUGGGCGCUUUUCUAUUAAACUGGCUCUCUCCCUCCUCUUGCCCUCAAUCACUAACAAUGUAUGUCCAUGCAGAGUCCAUUUUCCCCUCCAGCCCCAGCUCCUUUUUGUUACAGUAAACAAAUGAUUAUUAUUUCCCCUCUCUCUCCAUCAGUCUCAGUGCAGUAGCCAGACGAGAUUGUUGAAUGUGAGGAGUAGAGACGUGUGUGUGUGUGUGUGUCUGUGUGAAUGCGAGCGUGUAAAUCUGAUGAACAGAGUACUGCCCUUUAUAGAGAAGCUAAAGCCGGUCCUGUCACAUCCAGUACAUUAACCAAAAGUGAUAGCAAACAUUUUUAUUACGAGGCAUAAAAUUGGAUUAGGAAACAUUGAUUCUAUCUGAAACACCGUUUAGUGACAUCAACGUCCAAAAUCUGAUCAUAAAUGCACCUCUUAUCUGUAACGAGUCACAGUGUAAUGCACAAAUCAGAAGCAUAAUAGUUGACAAGUUAAUGUCCACACCAUAAUGAUUUUUAAUCUUGUGCCAGCUCUCAGAGAAGCAACACAGACCGAGGGCCUCUUGGUUUUGUUUCUCUUUAUGACCAGACAAUGUUUUGUAUUAUAUACUUUAAACAAAAUCCAUCUUGCACACUUUUUUUAAAUGUAAUAUGUUAUACUAUUGUAGUAAGGGAGGCUUUAAUUCUCCUAUUGAACACAAAGUCUGGAAAUAUCUCUCUCUGGCGGAACAAACUGUGACUCACACCACUAGCAAAGCUUCGUUCAGCCUUUAGGGAUUCAAGAUGAGCUCAAUUUAUCCCGGUUUAAAAACCAUAAAUUCUCCUUUUGCUCUUCACCUCUACAACCACCAUGUGGAAGGGAACCAAAAGUAAGAUGAAUUAAAAGGCAGAAAAUAAACCACACAGGCUACUCGAUCAGCCCGGAGGCACAGUGGCUUCCAGGGAUAUUUGAUUUCUGUGUUUGAAGUGCUCACAUCCCGGGGCGGAGAGAGAAGCAGGAACAGAGUGAUGCUGAGCACAAGAGCUUCUCAAAGGCAGCUGUUGAGUCGGAUUGAUUUAUGACGGAAGACUCAACAAAACAUUAGCACUACAAUCGUACAUGAGACACACCUCAUAUCAUAAUGAAUGAAACUUUAUCAGUGUGUGUGUGUGUUGAGAAGAUGUUUAUCUGCUCUCUAAAGUGAAGGUUUCCUUUUCUCCUUUGCUUUAGUCUCCGCUUUCUUCUUCAAAUCUUGAAUGCUGUUCAGAAAUCGUGCGUGGAGACUCCACAUCUCAUCAGCGUCUCUUCACUUACCCUCCAGUCUUCAUCUAAUCUGAAAUUCAGAUUAUCUCUUCAGCGUACUUGCCAAUUAAUUAUAUUCUGAAUGACACUGCAGCAACUAUUUAUUCGGAGGGGUUUUUAAUCAUACCUUUAGGGAAAAUUGUUUUAAAGUAAUUCCUUUUCUCCCGGGCUGGUUAUCAUCUCAAAUGUGCAUCUCAUAAUUUAGCCAUUUUGAAUACACAGCCCGCUCUUUCUACCAUGUUGAAAUUAUGAUUAUUCUUUUCAUUUCCAGCACAGAAAACGAGAGAGGUUGUCAUGGUGAUGACAUGCAUUCAGAACUGCAGCUGCUCAUCCUAUUUUCUUUUCUUUUUUUUAAUCUACCUCUCAUAUCAUCCAGCGAGGUCUCGUACGCUGUUAGAGGAGCUGUUAAAUGAUUAUAGAGGUCGAAUUAUAUGUAGGUCAGUUUUGAAAAUGCUUGUCAGGAAAGAUUUAAGAGAAUAGGCACCCAAGUAAAAUGUAUGUAUUUGAAGAGAAGGAAGCAAUUGCGAUUCAGAAACUGUAACACUGCUGUGUAAAUGUUUGAGAAAUGCAUUGCCUGUAGGAUCAGCAUUCACGGGCAGUCACACCUGGGCUGUAAAAGCUGUUAUUGGAUAUAGAACGAGGUGGAAGGAUUGUCCAUAGAUCUUGUUGGCCAGCGUUUAAGUGCUACAUCAUUUUUCAAAUUGUUAGGGGCGUUUGUUUUCCACAUCUCUCAUACUAAGUUUCAACUGCAUUUUUUUCCUGUCACUGACAAUCAAAUAAUUCCCUUGUUUCCAGGGCGAGAAAGUGCACCAGCACACAAAACUAAUCGAUUGAAUUGAACCACUUUAGUUGGAAAAUCUUUUUUCCGAAGGUAUAAUUCAUAAUAACAAUAUUCAGAGCUGAAUGUAAAUUGUAAAUGUAAAUUGUAAAAGCGUGUUCAGAGAGGGAAAGAAAGAAAAACGUUAGAGAAUAAAGAGUUUUAAACCAAUACCUUCCCACAUCCUGUUUCAAAGCAUGGCGAAAGAUUGGUUUGUAUCUCAAACACAGCGCUGAGCCAGGAAGCUUAAUUCAUCUCUGAUGGCCGUGCAGGUGGACUGCUUAACGCUGCAGUUUCAGCCAGGAAGCACUAAACAGGAUUGGAAACCCGCCUGAGAAAGUAGAUUCAAAGAAAGUGCCGUUGAAAAGAACAAAGCUGGUGUGGCUGCAGAAUAAAUGAGUGUGUGCUGCAUAGCUCUGUGAGAUGUACAUUAGUGCCUAGUGCCAUUUAUUCGAUUAGCCCCAGUUUAAGGUGGUGCUAAUUUAAAAAAUGUAAUAAAUACAGCCUCAGACUCCUGCAACAAAUCUUAUUGACUUCCCAGCUUGGUGUGAAGUUUGUAAACAACAGUUAAUGGGCUCAUUUGGCACCAAAAUUGCUUCCAUAAAAUAUUGUUCUUAAAGUCUAGAUGCUAAGAGGGCGCUCCUUUAGAAGGAGUAUAAUGUGGGACUCUGACUAAUACAAUUAGUAUUGAUGCUCACGCUAUCAACGUUGUGCAUCUCCCCUUACAAACGAUUUCUAUAGCUUCAAGGAAGAAUAACGUUUUUCCAAGAGUGCAACAUGUGGGAGGGUGUUCAGGCAGUUCUCUUGUCCCCUCGAAUGCACACACAAAAUGAUUUAUUCAUCUUUUCUUGAUGUUGUAUCCACUACAGCUUGAAAACUCUGAAAACCUUAAACUGAUGAACUCGAAGCCUUGUGCAUUCAAGUGUUCAUCUUGGAGAGAAAUCAUGAAUGCGGGCAGCAUUAAGUAGCUAGUGCUUCCAAAGCACACCAUUAGAAGCCAGCUCACUACUUUUACCGCUAAAACGAGAUGGAAACAGCACACUAAGAAAAUAAAAAGGUCUCUAAUUGUGCCGGAAAGCAACUCAUCAUUAAAAGGCUGCCACUUCACCGGCAGUGUGAAGCCUUUUGAUGUAUAAAGUAACAGGAAUGUUACAGAAAUCUGCUCGUCACAAAUUGUUUCCUCUGGCUAUAAAGGAAGAUGGGUUUUUGUUCUCUUUUUGCAGCAGAUUAUUUUCAGCAGAUGUUGCUUCAGUCCUGCCUUAGGAUGUAGUCUGAAGUGAUCAAUAUGAAGUCUGACGGAGUUAAUCGGAGCAAUAUCUUUGGCAUAACCAAAGACAAUCAUUUUUAUGCUGUCUGUUUAGUGUUACGACGUGUUGCUUUCAGGUUGUCACAGUCCAUCGAGCCCCUUCACCCGUGUUCAAAGUGUUUUUGUUGAUCUGUCACCUCUGUUUUUAUUUUCUGAAGAUGUGCUGUGACACUUUGUCUGUUCAGCAGCUGUGGAGGGAGGAGGCAGAAUGUAUCCCAUCUCCAUUAACUUAAGGGCUCAAUCAGAUCUGCGUACGUCUGUGUGUACACAUGCUUGAUUAAGUAUAAAUGAAACACUUUGUGAUGGGGGAGGAGCUGUUGACCCCCCGCCUCUCCAGAGGAACCCGGCCUGUGGCUGCACACAGUACCUUACAGAUAUGUGACCUAUGAAUAAUGUACAAGAAUGACUAUCUUACAUGAGACAUAACUCUAAAAUAAGGCCUAUUUUUGUACUAUAUGAACGGUGCAGUGUAAUUUUCUUGUAAUUUAAAGAUUUUUUCGCUCUU